AGCGCGCACACACACAAUAUGUGUUGGCUCGCGAAAAAAAAAAAAACCAGGAGGCAGAAGAGAGAGGCUUGGGAGCCCGCUGUAAUGUAGGCAGGAGCAGCCCGAUGUGAACGCCUGCCUGCCUGCCCGCCUGCCCGCCCGCCUGCCUGCCUUUGGAGGCACCAUGUCGUUCAAAGAGAUCAAGGCAGGAGAGAAAGGCAAGCCCGGCGGAGGCGGAGGAGGCGGAGGAGGAGGAGAAGACCAUGGCAAGAAGCAGGCUCCGAGUUGGAUCAACGGAAUGGAGAGCAGCGCCCAAGCCAGCACCUCCGCCGAGAAGAAGAACCACCAUUGGAAAAGUUACAAGUUGAUUAUUGACCCGGCUUUGAAGAAAGGACAGCACAAACUCUAUCGAUACGAUGGGCAACAUUUUAGCAUUCCUAAUUCGGGCCUGGCCCCCGUGGAUUGUGUCCGAGACCCCCGGAUAGGACGCAUCUGGACCAAAACGAAGGAGCUGGAACUGGCCGUCCCUAAAUUUAAGAUUGACGAAUUUUACGUGGGGCCCGUGCCUCCCAAACAAGUCACCUUUGCCAAGCUGAACGACAACAUUCGCGAAAACUUCCUGGCCGACAUGUGCAAGAAGUACGGCGAAGUGGAAGAAGUGGAGAUCCUCUACAACCCCAAGAACAAGAAGCACCUGGGGAUUGCCAAAGUGGUCUUUGCCACGGUCCGAGGGGCCCGGGAAGCGGUCCAGCACUUGCACAACACCUCCGUCAUGGGCAACAUCAUCCACGUGGAGCUGGACACCAAAGGUGAAAAGCGCAUGCAUUUUUAUGAGCUCCUUGUGAAUGGACUCUACACUCCCCAGACCCUUCCUGUGGAGAAUGAGCCAGAGGCAUCCUCUCCUGUGAAUGAAACCCUUCAGUUGGCUGAUACUCUGAAACGCCUAAAAGACAGUAGCCUUUCUUCUGUGGGAUCAUCAGCUACCCCCAACAGUAGCACCCCAUUUUCCCAUGAUACAGCCUUUUCCAGUUGUCGACAAGAUACACCAAACUCUUUCAGCCAGUUUACGCCUCAGUCCCAAGGAACCCCUCUCACCCCUCGCCUGGGGACCCCGUUUUCCCAAGACUCUGCAUACUCUAGUCGCCAGACCACACCGGCAUACCAUUUUGGACAGGACUCCGGGUAUAAACCCAGGAGACACGAAACAAAAUUUACGGAUGCCUACAAUCGACGCCCAGGCCAUCACUAUGUCCAUAACUCUGUGGGUGCUUUUCGGAGCUCAGAACAUCAGUUCAGUGCAUUCAAGUCCCAUCAGCAAGAGACUGUGCAAUACCCCCACACCUCUCCAUUGAGCCACUCGGGUUCUUCGACAUUCAAAUCAGCCUUCUCCCCAUACCAAGCCCCAGCGACAUAUCCCCCUCCUGAAGAGCCACCGCUUCCUCAAACGUCUAGGGACGUAGAGUACCGACGGCCACCUCCACCACCAGCAGAGGUGGUAGUUGAAAGUAGCUCGGCUACCACUGUUGAUUUUGUGCCUGUGAAGGAAAAGCCUGAGGAGCCUCCACCUUUGCCGGAGUCCAAAAGUCUUAAUGAACCAACAAUAGUGGCAACCUUCGCACAGACUCCAGAUAGGAGCGAGACUCCAGGAACCCCGACCACGGAAUCUGAAGUUCAACAUAACAGUUUAGACUCACGGAUUGAGAUGCUCUUAAAAGAGCAGCGAUCCAAACUCUAUUUUCUCAAUGAGCAUGACUCAGACAAUGAAAUUCGAAUGGAAGGUAGUCCCAUCUCCUCCUCCUCUUCCCAGCUUUCUCCAAUCCCAAACUUUGGUUCCAACUCCCAGCCCAGCUACAGAGCACAAACCCCGUCUUCACGUCCUUCUAGCACUGGCUUGGAAGACAUCAGCCCAACGCCGUUGCCUGAUUCGGAUGACGAUGAGCCGAUUCUUGGAACUGCUUCUCUCAUCCAAAAUGCAAGAGGCACAUCAGAUGCUAGCAUGACUCCUGUUGAUCAGCUGAGUAGGACGUCCAAAACAGAGUCCUCUGAGGCUAAAGAAAUGCUGCCUUCUAAUGAUAGUCCAACUCCUGAACAAAUGGAAGAGUGUCAUCAGUCUUCAGGGGAAGACAUGGAGAUCUCCGAUGAUGAAAUGGCCUCAUCUCCAAGCACAGAAUGUGCCAAAAACAUUGUGGUGAAUACCUCCAUUGGCAACUCGGCUGUGAUGGGUUCCUCGAUCCCCAUGCCACCACCUGGCUUUCCCCCUUUGCCUCCACCGCCUCCACCCCAGACAGUCUAUCCAAUGCCACCCCCUCUCCCUCCGCCGCCGCCACCGACUCACCCCGCAGUGACUGUCCCGCCUCCACCCCUGCCGGCACCCCCGGGGGUUCCCCCUCAUCAUAUCUUGCCUCCACUCCCUCAUUUCCACCCUGGAAUGUUCCCUGUCAUGCAAAUGGAUAUGAUCAGUGUCUUAGGCAACCAGUGGGGUGGCAUGUCAAUGUCCUUUCAAAUGCAAACCCAGAUGUUGAGCCGCCUGAUGCAAGGGCAGAACACGUACCAGUACCCCCCUUUCUUGGGGAACCGGGUGCAGUUUGUGAACCUUCCUCCUUACCGACAUUUCUCCAUGGGGGCAUCUGUCAACCGGGGGCAACAGUGGCCGCCUUUGCCCAAGUUUGAUCCGUCUGUUCCUCCCCCGGGUUAUGAGCCCAAGAAGGAAGACCCACACAAAGCCACUGUAGACGGUGUGCUCCUGGUGAUUGUGAAGGAACUGAAAGCAAUAAUGAAAAGAGACCUGAACCGGAAGAUGGUGGAGGUGGUGGCCUUCAGAGCAUUUGAUGACUGGUGGGACAAGAAAGAGCGCUUGGCAAAGGCAUCACUUACUCCAGUGAAAUCUGGUGAAAAUAAAGACGAGGAAAAGCCAAAACCAAAGGAUCGCAUUACGUCUUGUCUCCUGGAGAACUGGCAUAAAGGCGAAGGUCUGGGUUAUGAAGGUAUCGGCCUAGGCAUUGGGCUACGAGGAGCCAUCCGGUUACCAUCUUUCAAGGUGAAGAGAAAGGAGCCACCUGAAGCUGCCUCGGCUGGAGACCAGAAGAGACUGCGGCCCUCUACGUCGGUAGAUGAUGAAGAUGAAGAAUCUGAACGCGAUCGAGACCUGCCUGAUGCGACAUCAGACCUUUCCAAGAAGGAUGCCGAAGCUGUAGGCCUCAGGAGGAGACCGGGCAGGCCAUUGGAACUGGAUAGUGAAGGGGAGGAGGCAGACUCAGCCAAGGAGGAAGAGGAAGAAUCUUCUUCAGAGAAGGAGCCAGAGCAGGAGGAAGAGGUGAUGAAAUCAGCAUCUGACAAGGAAGAGGAGGAAGAGGAAGACAUCAAUGAAGAGGAAGAAGAGGAGGACGACGAGGAGGACGAAGAAGAGGCUGAAACAGAAAUGAGUGAAAAAGAAGAGUAUCCGGAUUCUGAAGAAGACGAUGUAAGAAGCCCAGUUUCCUCCAGAGCAGAGCUUGAAUCAUCUGAUGAAAGUGAUGAGUCCUCAGACUUUGGGACAAGCUCUGACUCCGAUGACGAAGAUGAUGAAGAUGAAGAGGAGGAGGAGGAGGAGGAAGAAGAGGAAGAGGAGGAGGCGGAGGAGGAGGAAAGCUAUGAGGAGCAAGUAGAAGACAACGAAGGGACAUCUCUACGGCAAGAAAGAGAAGAGGCUGAGCUAGCUGAGGAGUCGCUCCUUCACGAGCCUGAAAACGAUGAUGAAAAGGAGACAAUUCUGGAGUUGUUUGCCGUGGAUGACUACAUGGGAGGGACUCCUCUGGUGCUGGGACAAGUUCCAAUCCCAGAAGGAGAGGAACAGAAGGAAGAGGCCGGGCAACCAGAAGAGGAAAGUGGGGAAGUGCCUGAGGAGUCUCUUGCUGCAGAAGUGCUGAUCGUUAUUGAGAGAGCCCAGGAGGAAAAACUGCAGUUGUCUCCAGUGUGUGCACCAGUCUCUGUGGAGGAACCUGAACCAAAUAUCGAGCCUGAGCCUGAAAUGCUGGACGGUCCAAAGCCAGAGACUCAGGAAGAGGAGAACCUCCGUCCGCCAACCUCCUUGGGGCUCCUUGGAGAUGUCUUACCCAGCAAGACCUCGUUUUUCUCCAAGCAUGAGGACAGCAGUUUAUACGCCCAAGCGAAACCCAAGCUGCCCUUGACGGCUGAGGAGGAAGGUCGGCUUCCUCGGACUCCAGGGAGGGAAGUGCCGUCUCACGGGGAGUCUCCCCUGCUUUCCAUGGAUGCUGUGCCAUCUUGUUCGCUCCCCCUCCCCUGCGGGAUGUCAGGCAAAGAGGAACUGUUGCUUCUUCCUGACAAGUUCCCGGGUCAGUUGCCGAUGACCAAACCACCGCUCGAGGAAGAGCUGCCUCGGACUCCGGGCCGGGAUAUUUUAGCCAAGUGCUCGCACAGCCUCUCGAAGUCUCAGAGCACUGACACGGUCCCGGCCACACCGGGCAGCGACGCUCCUCUCACGGGGAGCAGCUUGACUUUAAGUUCUCCUCAAGUCCCGGGCAGCCCCUUUUCCUACCCCUCCCAGUCCCCCAGCAUCAACAGCGGUGGCAUUCCUCGGACUCCGGGGAGGGACUUCACUUUCACGCCCACCUUCCCAGAGCCUGGUGCUACCCUUCCUUGCUUUUUGUCCAGCAAGAAGCUCUCUGAGGAUGAACCUGACGAGAAGGUCUUUAAAGAGCCUCUGAGCGCUUCUCUCAUGGCUGGGGUGAACAGUGUGCCCUCCCCCAUCCCCUUUGCCAGCCCCCCGGUCCAAUCUUUCCAUGCUCACGUUGAGUUGCCGCCCAACCAGCCAGUACCUCUCACUGUUCAGCCUUGCUUGUUCGUUGACUCCAAGAUGUCUCUGGAGGAACACAGCAUGGACACGCAGCCCCUCUUUGCCCCAGAACAGACGGGGUCCUCCCCACCCCUCCCUCCUCCCCCGCCCUCCUCUGUCUUGCCCCUCAAAAGGAAGCCAGGCCGGCCCAAACGGUCCUCUCCGCUGGGCCCGCUCUUGGAGCCCUAUCCCAGCAAACCCCUCGAGCCACCUCUCCUUCCCAUCCCAGUUGCCUUGACUGAAAGUGCUGUGAACAAAGAGUUGCUGAGUAGCCACCCGGAGGCUUUCUAUCCCCUGAAAGACCCCGAAGCAGUGACCCUGGAUUUCCGGAACGACUGCUUCCACGACAAAGUGGGCCCUGAGGUUUUAUCUGAGAAGCUUCCCUUCAAGGAGUUGGAGAACCAGUGGAAUGAGGACCUCAAAGAGGACGAGGCUUACCUGAAAUGCAAGAGGCAGUGGAGGCGGCAAAAGAAGAGGCCGGACGACCUCCCCACAAUUCCUUCCCCUGAGUAUUCCCCGCAACGAUUUCACUUUAGGCCCCGGUCAGAGUUCGAGGAAAUGACCAUUUUGUAUGACAUUUGGAAUGGAGGGAUCGAUGACGAAGAUAUCCAUUUCCUUUGCAUUACGUAUGAUCACUUGUUGCAGCAAGACAAUGGCAUGGACUGGCUCAACGAUACCCUGUGGGUAUACCAUCCUUCAACCAGCUUCUCGACUGCAAAGAAGAAGAAACGAGACGAUGGGAUGCGGGAGCAUGUGACAGGCUGUGCGCGAAGCGAAGGCUACUACAAAAUCGACAAGAAAGAUAAGCUAAAAUACCUCAAUAACAGCCGUGCAUUUGCUGAGGAGCCUCCAGCCGAUACACAGGGCAUGAGUAUCCCUGCCCAGAUCCAUGUUUCCACCCGGGCAGGCUCCGAGAGGAGGUCCGAGCAACGGAGGCUCCUGUCAUCCUUCACGGGCAGUUGCGACAGCGACUUGCUCAAAUUCAACCAACUCAAGUUCCGAAAGAAAAAGCUAAAAUUUUGUAAGAGUCACAUUCAUGACUGGGGACUCUUUGCCAUGGAGCCGAUUGCUGCUGAUGAGAUGGUGAUAGAGUACGUGGGCCAAAACAUCCGCCAGGUAAUUGCCGACAUGCGAGAGAAGCGAUAUGAGGAUGAAGGCAUUGGGAGCAGCUACAUGUUCAGAGUUGAUCAUGACACAAUUAUCGAUGCAACAAAGUGUGGAAACUUUGCCAGAUUUAUCAAUCACAGUUGCAAUCCCAAUUGCUAUGCUAAAGUCAUCACGGUGGAAUCCCAAAAGAAGAUUGUCAUUUACUCCAAGCAGUACAUCAAUGUGAAUGAGGAAAUCACUUAUGACUACAAAUUCCCUAUCGAGGAUGUCAAGAUCCCUUGUUUGUGCGGUUCAGAGAACUGCAGAGGGACCCUGAAUUAAAGCCCAAGGUUGUUUGCCACACGUUGGCUGUGUCCGGACUGUGGUAACCGAGGCGGUCGCACUUUUGCCAAACGAGGAGGAGGGAGAAGCAAAGGAAGGGGCGGGAGAGACCUCCACUGUCCAUCGGUCCAGAGACGUGCAAAUUGCAGACGCACACUAAGACUCUUCCAGCUGCAGGUGCUGUCCCCCCUUGAACCCAGCGCUCCCCUCCCUGGCAAAUAGCUCCCAUUAUGCAGUGGCACCAGAAAUCAAAACACUAUUCCCCUCCUCGCUCACUCCAUAAUGGCACAGCUCUCGUGGGUAUAGUAAGGUACCUUUGCAUUGUUCGGAAACGUUCCUCUUUACAUAAGACGCUGCUACCUUUUUGUCAUUGAUUUUGUUUCUGGGGUGGGGGGAGUGGGAGAAAGGCAUUCAGCUUUUUAAAAAUGUGAAAAAGGGGGGUCAGGUGUCCCUGGACGGAUUGGAAGCUAGCUGGCAUAGCUGUUCAGUGAACAUCAGGUGCUUAGGCUCCGGGGCAGGCUGGGGAUUUCGGUUUGGGUUUGUGGUGUCUCUGGAUCCGAGGAAGGUCCCAAAUAGCGGAAAGUUGUCUCUCUCGGCCUUCUCGGUGUUCCCGUGUGCUCUGCUUGCCCUCUUGUGGAGAGAGUAGGAGAAACUGAUCGUUUUCAAAAGAAAAGCAGCAUUUGUUUUUCCUUCACUGUAGCAUUGCUUUUUGCUGUAGAAGUCUCCGGUCAGGCAUCUUCGUCUCUGUGAGGCUUCCAGAAGAAGCCGGCACAACCCUGCUCCAAAUUAAGCAGAACUGGCCUGAUCCAAAUCCAAAUCGAAUGCGACGCUUCUCCCCUUGGUGCUUCUCCACCAUCCCCACUUCCUCGUGUGGCCCUUGAAUAGUCCUCUUCUUAAGCAUUAUCCCCACAGGUUUGUGCCUCAAUACUCAGAAGGUUUCUUGCGGGUUUUGUCAUCCUCAGCCAGUUGAAAGGUGUCGUACUUGGUGGCUAAAGCCCUGCUUAUUGUUAGCAUUCAGGUGAUACACUGCGAGGGGAGCUGCUCUUUUAUGGCCUGAAAAAAGCAAUACUUUUUCGAUCCUGACUUUCUACAGCAAGCAAAUUAUAUAGUCAAAAUAAGUCUUCAUUCGGAAUUGUGUCUCCCGUGUGCGAACUAUGUCGAGCUGAAUGAGUUUUUUUUAAAAAAAAAUGGAAUUGCAACCCAAGCAGGUAAAUUUUAUGUUUGAAACUACAAAUCAUGUCUGAGGGCAAGGCAGUCCCUUUAAAAAUUGGUCCAGGUUUGUUGAGAAGGUAUCAAGGUGAGCAAAUGGACUUGCCUGUUUCUUGCUCCAGGAAUGAAUUAACUGGACUUUAAAUGUAGUUCUAUUUAGGAGGAGUUUGCUAGCGAAGAACAGAGCCUGUCUCGAUGCUGUCUUAGUCCAGUUGGCCUCCUCUUUCCCUCCCCAGGCAGGGCUAGCGUUGGCCGGCCUGCGUUCUCUUCCCAAAGCACUUCCCAUAAGGCCGUAGGAUUCCUAGCAAGUCCCUCUCAUUGUGGCCUGUGCCUGCUUUAUAGCAUUAAAAAGUGAAUGGACCUCCCCCUUGCAAGACUUCAAGGGCCUAGAGGAAGAAGCACAUUCUGAUGCCUUCUUGUGUUUUCUAACCAAGGCACUUCAUUUGACCGUGGGCUUUGCUCAGUCUGCGUUAACCUGAGUAUAGAAGUGAAAGACCCGAUUGGGAGAAGCUGGUUGGACUCCCCAGUGUCUUGUUUCUUUGGUACAAUUUUCUGCCUUCUUCUGUUGUGAGUCGUUUUUGCUUUGUCUCGUCCCGUGCACCUGGCCUUCCCAUCCUCUCUCAUGCCCACGAGUGCAAUCUGCGUGGAGUGUCUUCUCUCCUGCAGGCGGGCCUGGGAGCGUCUGGGCAAGAGCAGCACCAGGCGAGUGGGCGCUUCAUCUGGAUGAAGCCAGGUUUCCUUGGGUGGUCGCAACAGCACUAGGACUACUGCGGUCUCUUGGGUUCUGUGAGUUAGCUUGAGACAGAACCUGAAACAAAUUUUGUGUGUGUCAGCCAUGGGACAUGCCACCCCAGGGACUAGCCCGGCCGUGGUCAGGGCAGGAGGGAAGCAGUGUUCUCCUUGGGGCCCUGGUUUUGUUGGGAGAGGAGUCCCAACGUAUUUGGCUAAGUACGCACAAGCCUAUCCUGACUCCGAACUCCAGAGUCCAUGGGCACUCCCCGCAAUAACUCCGGGGGGCAUCUAGUCGGCUUCUCUGUUGCCAGCUCAGACGGGGGGCGGGGCUACUUCCCAAGCUUUCCAAAAGGAAUAGCAGCCCAGUCUUUCAAGAUUCACUUCAGCUGCAGAAGCGACCUGGGCACUGCCACAACCCUCCCGCCCCAGAGGAGUACCAAAGCGUUGACAACCUACCCAGCGGCCUUGUCUUUGGGGCUCCGAGGAGGAGGGCAAGGGGUCAGCUUGGUGUCCUUCAUGCCGGCCUCCUCCAGCCAGGAGACCAGCCUCCUUGGUUGCAUACAAUCAUUUCUCUCCCUCAUUCGAGGGUUCAGAAGGAGCCAGUCCCGGAACCAACCUUUCCAUUAUCAAAGCAACUUGUUUCUACAAUGGGGGAGGAUUACAUCAUUUUUAAAAUUCUGAUGGAAAGUUCUGUUUUGUCAUUUGUGACCUAUAUUCAGGGAUCAUUUCAGUGCUUUUCUGUAUAAAAUGUUUUGUUUGUUGUUUUUUUUUAAAAGAGGGAAAAUGAAAUUUUGACGUUUCAAAUGGACACAUCAUCUGUACAUAAGCAACCGUUCCAACUCUUCUCUUCAAACACUGUUUCUUGUAGAAACACGUUGAUUUGGGCUUUUGUUUGUUGGGAGGGCUGUUUUCUUUGUACUUCGAAAGCAUGUACAUACUUUGUUAAAAGUGACUAUUGUAGUUUGGAGUUCUUUUUUAAAAGAUUGCCCGGCGGAGACCUCAAGGAGAGAGUGGACCUUUGGGAGCGUGACGCACUGAGGGAACACGCCGGCACCGUUUACAGCUUGUGUCAAGCUAUGUAUAAUGUAAAUUCUGUAUAAAAAUCACUUUCUUUUUGGUCAGAUACAUAGAUCAAACUAGAAGCAUUAAGAAGCUGAAGAAUUUUUUUAAAAAUGCCAAGCGGAGGCUUUUUUUUGUUAUAUGCCUUUCGGAUACCUUAACGUGAGAAAUCUAUUUAUUUCAGACAAGAAAAAUGUGUAUAGUCUAUUAAUGACAACCUAAAAUGUAUUUAAGCAACACUGCAACUUUUGAUUCUUUUUUUUCCAAAUUUCAUUUAUUUCAUAAUGUUCCUUCUCAAUUACCGAUGUAGUAUUUGUAGAAAUGACAAGGAAACUGUGUCUGGCGCUCCGUGGUGUCCCUGGACUCUCUGCAUCUAUCCAGUGGGACGUUACUUGGGAGGGGAACAAAGGAGACACUAAAUUCAAGGGAUAUUUCCUCCAAGGAAAAGCUGAGGCCCGGAAAACCUCAGUCCUUCUUUUCCUGUUUCAUCACUUCUGGAAAGAUCCCGUUUUUUACUUCGCAGUAUGAAAAAUAACCUCCUUCAAAAGGGGAAAGGAAAAAGGUUUGCAAUAAAUGGCAUUGAUUUUUUGUGUUCAUUGAAAAACAACACCAGAAUUAAAUCUCUUGCCUUUGAGAUUUAGGAUUCUUCUUAUUAUUUUUUACAAUUUCUGCUCCCUUUUCUUUUAAACAACUGUAUAAAUUUAGGACCGUUCUGUGCACCUAGGCGCUGUCAUCCGUAUGUACCUUGUUUUGAAAAACGUGGGUUUUCCUUUUUUGUUGUGGGUGUGUCAUGCUGUAAAUAUUUGUUCAUAAUUUUUUGUGAAUUGAAUACUAUGUACCAUUGUAUUAUAGUAACUUUUAUAAAGCAAACCAUAAAUAUACUGACCUUUCUUACAAAA
Messenger RNA from Anolis carolinensis (green anole), 10137 nucleotides. RefSeq names its product SET domain containing 1B, histone lysine methyltransferase (gene setd1b). Gene Ontology annotation, cellular component: Set1C/COMPASS complex. The record is from RefSeq and is a predicted model, not a curated record. The transcript is spliced from 18 exons. Bases 164 to 6238 code for a protein of 2024 amino acids. NCBI's taxonomy places the organism in Eukaryota, Metazoa, Chordata, Lepidosauria, Squamata, Anolidae. Gene Ontology annotation, molecular function: protein binding; RNA binding; histone H3K4 methyltransferase activity.